This is a messenger RNA of Aricia agestis (brown argus), 1493 nucleotides long. Its product is annotated as transmembrane protease serine 11B-like. The record is from RefSeq and is a predicted model, not a curated record. Gene Ontology annotation, biological process: proteolysis. Lineage: Eukaryota; Metazoa; Arthropoda; Insecta; Lepidoptera; Lycaenidae. Bases 8 to 1480 code for a protein of 490 amino acids. Gene Ontology annotation, molecular function: serine-type endopeptidase activity. The transcript has 16 exons.
AAAAGUGAUGAUGAUGAAAACUAUUUCGUUCGUUGUGUGUUUAGUUACGACUUGUUAUUCACACGAGCAAUGGAGUUCACAGUAUACAUAUACACAGAGCCAGGUUUCGCACGGACCAGAUAGACCGCAAAAUGAGUUCAGACAACAGUUUAACCAGCACUUUGAAGACGACUUAGACCUUCCAAUUGACCAAGUUUUUAAGGAUAUCCAUGAUUUUGAACACAGAAGUGAAUUGAGAGAUCUUCUACACGAAUUUCAAGCUUUUGAUCAGAGUAGUUUGCUGGAUCAAGCGAAUCAGUUUUUUCAAGGAAACUUCGAAAAUCCCUCGGGACAAACAUUUCAAACAUGGCCAGAUUCGACACCUGGUAAUCAAGUUUUUCAAGAAUUUAAUCUGCCAGACGCUGUGAGAAAUGAAGUAAAUGUAGAAGCCAGCGAUCGUCAAGCAGCCGCUAAUCAGAAAGCUCUCCAAGGCGCCCCUUCAUGUACAGCGACUAAUACAACUCAUAAUCCUUGCUCAAGAGAAAUUGUGGUACCAAACUUUAAGAAACCUGGUAGAAGAUUAGCAGAAAUAAAAUGCUUGGAAUACAUAUGGGAUAUAAAGAAUGAAGAAGAAAGAGAUAUCAAAACCGAAGAAUGCAUUUCUUAUCAACGAGCUUGUUUAAAUCUAACUGGUGGAAGAGGUUUCGUUGGAGGUCGUAUUACUGAGAAAGGGGAAUUUCCUCACAUGGGAGCUCUCGGUUGGAGAGCAACUGCGGGAGGUUGGGUUUUCAAAUGUGGAUCCUCCAUGAUCAGCCCGAAAUUCAUGGUUUCAGCCGCUCACUGCACAAGAGCAAGAAAAGAUUCUAAGAUCGCAAAUCCGGUCCCCGAGAUAGUUCGAAUUGGUGCUAAAAAUCUAGUGGUUGAAAAGGAUAGUUUUUACCCAAAAGAUCUAGAAAUAGCAAAGAUCAUAAAGCAUCCAAACUAUAAGUCUCCUAAGCAGUACUUCGACAUUGCUCUUAUAGAAUUGAAACAAAAUUUAAAUUUUGAUGAGCGCAUCCGACCAGCUUGUCUUUGGAGUCGGUUCAAUACAAAUACUGUUGACUCAUCAGUAACUGGUUCCGGAUGGGGAGUCACUGAAAUAGGCGGAAAAGAGACUACCACUGAAUUGAGAGCAGGUGACCUAGAUAUUAUAAACAAUAACGACUGUGACCGAUUUCUAAGACCCAUGUGCAAUCGUUUGUGGUGCGGGCUGCAGGAACAUCAGAUGUGUGCUGGCAAGUUGGCUGGAGGUGUUGAUGCUUGUCAAGGUGACUCUGGAGGACCUUUACAAGCUAAAAUAAAUUUACAUCCAGCUAUCAAAGGCAAGAUGUACUACCUGCUUGGCGUGACAUCAUUUGGGUUUGGCUGCGCACGCGCGAACACGCCUGGAGUCUACACCAGGAUAUCCAGUUUCGUGGACUGGAUAGAGCCAAUUGUGUGGCCAAAUGACUCUGCCAAUUAAAUGUAUAAAACUA